Molecule: messenger RNA, 1988 nt
Organism: Rhagoletis pomonella (apple maggot)
Lineage: Eukaryota; Metazoa; Arthropoda; Insecta; Diptera; Tephritidae
Gene: RhoGAP16F
Product: rho GTPase-activating protein 12
Exons: 5
Coding region: 267-1907 (546 amino acids)
Biological process (GO): regulation of GTPase activity; signal transduction
Cellular component (GO): cytoplasm
Source: RefSeq, a predicted model, not a curated record
UUUACAUAGCAGUAGCUUAUUUAAUUUACUUAAUUUUUACUACAUAUGUACGUAUGUACAUAUGAAAGCACAUGGGAGCUCAUACAUGCAAUGCAUACAUACGUGGUUUCAGUGACCAACGCUCUCCUAAGUAAGUUGCUGGAGGAACUUACGAAAACGCAAACUGUGAUAAUCAAUAUAGCCAGCGGUUUUGAAUUUCGCCUUCGCGCACUCAACCAAAACAUAUUUACACAAACAGAAUAUGCACAUGGGCUACAUAAGUACAUAUGUACAUCCAUUCGCGCCGUAGUUGGCAAACAUAUGUGAUUUUUUUACCCCUUCCGCCAACUUCCUUUGACAGCCUCUCUUUCAAGCACCUCAAUAUGCAAACGAGCAGCAGCAGCAAUAGCAGUAACCACAGCCAUUACAAUGUAGCACCCUCAACACCAGUCACUCCUGGCACGCCCGAUUCAGCGGGCAUAUUAGUCGGUGCUGCGGGUCGAGCUGUUUACGAGAAACGUAAUAAAACGAUAAUGCACUAUUUUCGUGACCGCACACCGAGUCAUACGCGUGCACAACAACAGCAACUAUACUAUCAAUACCAUCAGGAGCAGCCACAAGUCAGAUUAAACCGCAGGCGACCAGAAGCAGUAAUUUAUUUAAAGGAACCACAUCCAAUCAACAAGCUGGCGCUACUAAAAAGUGCAAGUACACGCGACUUGUCGCGUUUGGUUGUCGAGGAAAAGCAACCAGUUGCUCCUACACCACGGGCAAUGAUUACACAUUUUGACAGCUCAACAACUAGCAGCACCGGCACUGCCUCCUCGAGAGAGUCAACAGCGGAUGACCAUAAGCGACAACGCGCACGUGAACGUAACUACUGUGAGGAGUAUUGUGGGCAACGUAUCACCGAGCUAGAAACACGUAUAACACACUUGGAACAGCAAGUGCAAAAUGAGCGGACCGUGGCACAGGAUCUAUCCACGCGCAUACAGGAGCUCUUGCGACGCGUAGAGCAGCUAAGCCAAUUAAAUGCGCCUGAUAAGCGAAAACGCAGCAGCAUGCGCAAAAAAGCGUCACAGGGAAACGCAAAUAUGAACUCACAAGCUUCAGUGCAGCCUUCAAAGUUAGUGGCGUGGAUGAAUUUGUCAAACUGGUUUAAGCAACGGCCAAGUAUUGCAACGCUGAAAGAACAGAAUAUCUAUAAUGAUGAGCCUUGUUUCGAUACAGAAAUCGAAAUGGUACUCAAACACGAGGUACACAAAACUGUGCCGAAAAUCGUUGUGGACUGCUGUGAUUUGAUCGAGGAACGUUAUCGCAAGUCUUCAGAGCCCAUCGAGGGCAUUUACCGGCAAUGUGGCGAUUAUAAUAAAAUGCAAAGUCUGCGCUUUCGCAUCGAUGCAAAUGAUUAUGAGUCAUUGCGGCAACCAAAUAUCGACAUUCAUACAUUGACCGGCGUGCUAAAAUUAUUUCUACGCGAAAUAAAAAGUCCACUUGUGAGCGCAAAUGAAGCGAGGACUUUUAUUGGUAAACCGAAUCAGUGGGUGUUAAUGGAUGUUGCAGCGAAAAUCGAAAUUCUCAAAAGACUGAUCCGUACAUUGCCGGAAGUAAAUAGGGAUACGAUGAAUUACAUAUUUGCGCAUUUAAACAAACUCACAAAAGUGCCUCUACAGCAAGUCAGCGCCGACACGCUUGCCAUUUCCAUAACCCCCACCAUUUUUCAUCCCGUUCAGAAGGGCGCAAACAUGCAAGAUUUACAAGAGUUGGUCAGAGAGAGUCAACUGCUGGCGGAUUGUGUAAAAAUUAUGAUCGAAUAUCAAAGUCGAAUAUUCGAAUGCUCGGUCGAGCGACGGCAUAAACGAAUCAGUGUGCGACGCUUGCGGAAGACACUCUCUCAACCGGAUAUGAUUUUCCAAAAUUUCUUUUGAUCAAAUAAUACUAGGAUUAUAGAUUGUUAAGUAUAUAACAAAAAAUUUUAUAAAAAAUAAACUAAUUUUUAUUUAGAAAAA